Oncorhynchus mykiss (rainbow trout) is the source of this 2714-nucleotide messenger RNA. It is a transcript of the gene frmd3, whose product is annotated as FERM domain containing 3. Gene Ontology annotation, cellular component: cytoskeleton. The record is from RefSeq and is a predicted model, not a curated record. Gene Ontology annotation, biological process: actomyosin structure organization. Gene Ontology annotation, molecular function: cytoskeletal protein binding. Lineage: Eukaryota; Metazoa; Chordata; Actinopteri; Salmoniformes; Salmonidae.
CCUAAGCAGUGGUGUGGUAACUAUGCUAUGGGUCACUUGAGGCGUCAGCCAUGUUCAUCGCAGCUGGGAAUGAUUCUAACACCAUGCCAAUUGUUAUGUGCCAACUAUAGGCUUAAUCAUUAGAGAUUAUUCUCAUAAAUAUAUUAGGCCUGUUACACCUCCUGUGGGUGAUCUCAUGGUGCACCUGUUUGAUAAUUUAUUGGACAAAACUGUACAUUGCCAGAGUAGCGCGCAUCUUGUUACUGACAUCAGAGAGAGAGAGAGAGAGAGAGAGAGAGAGAAGGCAGACCGGUCCCUUCUUGCAGGCGACAGAUGCAGCCUCUCCCACCUCGCCAGUCUCUUGCAUCCAUUCCUACGCUAAACGCGUCACUGCCAGUAAACGCGUUUGUUUGAUAUGUGGAGCAGGCAAAUCAGGGCAGAAGAAUGAAAAUGCUUCGGUUUCGUAGUCCAAGCCUCCGCUCUCUGGAUCAAGAGAUCCAGGUCACGAUUCGGUUACUGGACGACUCUGAGAUCUCGUGCAGCAUCCAGAGAGAAACCAAGGGCCAGUUCCUGGUGGAUCAUGUGUGUAACCAUUACAGCCUCCUGGAGAAGGACUACUUUGGCAUCAGAUAUGUCGACCCAGAGAAGCAGAGGCACUGGCUGGAGCCCAAUAAACCCAUAGUGAAGCAGAUGAAGUCUCAUCAGCCCUACACAAUGUGCUUCCGGGUCAAAUUCUACCCUCACGAGCCAAUGAAGAUCAAAGAGGAGCUCACCAGGUAUCUACUCUAUCUGCAGCUGAAGAGGGACGUCUACCACGGUCGUCUCUUGUGCCCCUUCGCUGACGCAGCCUACCUGGGGGCCUGUAUUGUACAGGCUGAACUAGGGGACUAUGACCAAGACGAACACCCGCCAGACUACAUCCAAGACUUCAAACUGUUCCCCAAGCAGUCGCUUAAAUUGGAGAGGAAGAUCAUCGAUAUUCACAAGAACGAGCUGAGGGGGCAGUGUUCUGCUGUGGCCGAGCUUCAUCUCCUCCAGAGGGCACACAACCUGGAGACAUACGGAGUGGACCCUCACCCCUGCAAAGACUUCACAGGAUCCACAGCCUUCCUGGGAUUUACAGCCACUGGGUUUGUGGUGUUCCAGGGAAACAAGAGAAUCCACCUGCUCAAAUGGGCUGAUGUCAACAAACUGAAGUUUGAGGGGAAAACAUUCUAUGUCAUUGGAAUUCAGAAAGAGAAGAAACUGGUGCUGACGUUCCACACCUCUACCCCAGCGGCGUGUAAACAUUUGUGGAAGUGUGGGGUGGAGAACCAAGCAUUUUACAAAUGUGCAAAGUCAAGCCAGAUCAAGACUGUGUCCAGCAGUAAUAUUUUCUUCAAGGGAAGCAGGUUUCGGUACAGUGGAAGAGUUGCAAAAGAAGUCAUCGAAGCCAGCUCCAAGAUCCAGAGAGAGCCACCGGAGGUGCAUCGGUUACACUUUGGGCAGAGCAGAAGCUUCAACUCACUGAGCCACAAAAACCUGAUCAUAAACAUGGAGCCUCUUGUCCCAGCACUGCCCUCCACCAAUGAGUAUGAAGAGACCUCGGCAGACAAUGGACUACUGGCUCUGAAGGACUCUGUUCACUUGUCCCCCCUGAAGCCAUCUACCACCCCCACGGAACGUGAGCUGGAGUGGCUGGAGGGCUCUGCUCUGGGGCAGCACAAGGAGGAGGAGGCCCCUACCAGGGCUGGGGGGGAGGCAGAGGGGCAGGAAGAGGAUGAGGAGGAAGAGGAGACGAGUGGAGUCCUGACCAUCUCUGAGUUGGUGUACAACCCCUGUGCCAGCAUGCUGCCCACGCCGGUGGACGACGGCCAGGGAGGGGUUGACCUGCUGUUCCAGAGCCCCAUCCAGAGCCCUGCUCGCCUGCUGAGAGAGCUACAUGCUGACCCUGACAUCCAGGCCCAGCUGGUGGCCGAGAGGGUGCGUGACCGUGCCUUCGAGCGUGCACGUGUGGUGGGGAGGAGCAUGCUAGGUAGCGGGCUCCGCCUCCUGACGAGGAAUGAGCGGGUGAACACGUGCGUGCUGAGCGCGGUCCGCCUCAUCGCCAUGGUGAUAGGGGUGCUGCUGGUUGCCGUACCGAUGCUGCUGCUGCUGCUGGAGUCGGACAUAGACGUGUCGUUUUUGCACGAGAUCAGGCAGACACCUGAGUUUGAGCAGUUCCACUACGAGUACUACUGCCCGCUGCGCCACUGGAUCCUCUGUAAGAUCAGCAUGGUCAUGGAGAGGCUGGGAUGGGACUGAAGAGGAGAGGAGACACGAGAGUGGAAAGAGAAAUGGAGGAGUAGGAAGAGGAGGAAAGUUGAGGGAGGGUUGCUUUCACUCUGUACCAUGUUUCUGUCUGCUCGCUCCUGAUGCUGACACGCUGAUGGGUAUUGGUUGUGAUUGGACAGUGAUUUUCUAGUAGGUACGAGACAAAUAUGUCUCUGGAGCUCAUUUGAUUGACUCUCCUCUUCAUAACAGAGUCAGUGAUUGAUCCCAGACACUGUCAGUAAUGGCGGAGUGGGCGGGACAGAGAGAGAACAUAGAUCUGAGAGCAACCCUAUAUCACUGGCAACAUAACAGCCACAGCCUACAGAUAGAUACACUACAUGACCAAAAGUAUGUGGACACCUGCUUGUCGAACAUUUCAUUCCAAAAUCAUGGGCAUUAAUAUGGAGUUGGUACCCCCUUUGCUGCUAUAACAGCCUCCACUC